This is a messenger RNA of Rattus norvegicus (Norway rat), 22930 nucleotides long. NCBI's taxonomy places the organism in Eukaryota, Metazoa, Chordata, Mammalia, Rodentia, Muridae. The record is from RefSeq and is a predicted model, not a curated record.
GUCGCCUGCGGGUCCCAGUGAGGGGCAAGGAAAUCUCACUUCCUCCAUCAUACAUCAUCGUCAGGAAAACCUGUUUGAACCGGCUGUGCAGUCAUUGCGGAGUCUAUCAAUCCCAAAGUAAGCCGAUGCCAUCAUCCUCCUAGAUCAUCACUCCUUUGGGUCACGAGUUUCAAUGCUGUCACUCCCCUGCACCACAGGGUUCAAUUGGUUGCUAUUUUAGGGGUGAAAUUAGUGGUAAAGAAAACACAACUCACAGGCACCGCAUUGGAGCGAUGGGAAGAUGGAUACGAGGACAGACGGAUGCGAGAACGGACGAAUGCAAGGACGGACAGACAGGUGUGAGGAGAGACAGAUGUGAGGACAGAUUUCUGUUGUCUCCGGCAUCGGUGACGUUGUUCUCUGUUUACUUUGAUGUCAGCGGGCGGGGCUUCGCCUCUCCCGGGUCUGCGGGUGCAGCAUGAAGUGACGUUGGACUCUGUGAAAGGCUGUUUUUAGCAUUAGUGAGGCAGCCCUGUCACUUUCUCCCUCCGUUUGUUUAUGUUGCGGAUGACGUGGGAUGACGCGAAUGAUGUGGGAUGACAUCAGAGGCAAGGUUUUUUUUACGCUGAGUCACACCCGCGUCCUCCACACAACGCAAUCAUGGUGGACAGCGCCGUCAGUCAUGGCGGACUGUGUUUGUCUGUAUUCCUGCAUUCCAUCACAAGGAUUCCAUUCAGGAUUUUCCAUCAGGGGUCGAAAUGGAAAUAGUUGUGAAAUUGUGAUUCGUUGUUGAGUCUCAGGGUGGCUCAGUGACCAGGGCGAUGAUGACGCCAUAGAAUGCGGCUGUAAUGAUGACACCAUAGGAUGUGGCAGCACUGACGGUGCUGUGAAUGUGGCCCAUGACGAUGACGCCAUAGGAUACGGCCCACGCUCUGGUUUAUUUUGUGGAUAUUUGAGGAGUGCGGGUGUCUGCUUGUCCCUGAAAUCCCGGUGGAUUCCAUACUGAUGCUGUCUCUGAUGGGUUUUAUUGUUUUGUUUUAUUGUUGUUGUUGUGAGAGUCACAGUUCUGUUUCCUGUCGACUUUGUUUACCCAACUUCAGCAUUAAGAAAAUUCCCACAGUGCUCACAUUUCCCAGCUCUUCCGAACAUGGGCUCUCACCACCGGGCUAUCUUUCCACUCCAUCAGUGCCUGUCACGAGGCCCCACGUUUCAUCUCUGACGUUGUUAACGUGAGACUUUGUGACUUCCGGUCGGGUUAGCUACGGGAGAACCAGGUCUUCUCUUUCUCUUUGAAUUGCUUGUUUAUAAUUCAUUGAUUUCACUCCUAGGGGUGAUUAUUUCCUGCUGUCUCCUCCUGUUGGGUGCAUUUGCUUUCCUUUGUCCUAGAGCCUUUGGGUGCACUGUGAGGUCAACAGCAUGCCAUCAUGUGUGCUGUGCAGUCACUGGCAUGACGUCAGGUGUGUAGUGAUGUCGCUGAUAUGAGGUCACCGGUCGUUAGACGUCACGCAUUUCUUUAUGAGAGAAGCUCUGGUUGCUAUAAACCAUCUUUUCUUUCAGCACCGCCUCCCUUGUGUCCCGCGGGGUUCCUUGUCAGGAGCAUCUCGGCGCCUGCGUCUGCGGGAAUGGAGUCUGGUGUGGCACAGCUGCUCAGUGUGUGCUGUGCCUUCGGUUCCGUUCAGUUCUCGAAGGCUUUAAUUUCUUUAUUCCACUUGGACCAGGUUGUUGUUACCAAGGGUGGCUUAGCCCAGCGUUCGCGGCUUCCGGUCGCUUAGCAACGCACGUUCGUGACUACCGGUUGCUCAGCCCCACGCGCUCGCAGGCUUCCGGUUCAUGACGUUGUCCGAGUCUAGCUUCAGACCACGUCACACGCAAAGGUUGUGGAUCCGAUCACUCGCGAGGGUCGUUCUGAUGUCUCUGUUUCUGUUGAGAAUUCCUUUGUGGCCUCUGAUCAGUUUUCCAGAAGGUUCCACGAGGGGCUGAGAAAAGCGUGCCUGUUCCGUGGGUUUGGUGAAAAUUUCGACAGGUGACUUCUCAGAGUACAGUUUGUUUGAGAACAACAUAAGGAAGUUGUCAAUUGAAUUUCUGGAUAUUUCAUUCUGCCAUCAUCAACAUAACAGCGUGUCUAAAAGUAAUAAACUGUGCAUCUGGAUUCAUCAAAAAGAAGAUUGCUUGAUACAGCAAGGUAGCCCUGUUCUCUGUAUCUUUGGCAGUCACUGGGAAGUCGUGGGCCUCAUCAGCGAAUCCUCAAGGACAUGUGAUGAUACUGUUCUCAUCAUCAAGAUGGCCCUGAACCUAUCAUGGACGAGGCAGUUUAUUACUAUAGAUGAAAAACCACUGGAUUGGAUUUUCCCUUUGCUUUGCAAUUUUUGCCCUGGAAUAGAAGACAGUCUUAAUAAGAACAUAAGCAGUGCUGCUUUUGUCCCCCACGGAUUCUCUUCUCACUCAUGGAGUAGAUUAAUUACUUCCUCACAGAGCAGAUCACGGUGGAAUCCUCCUCCAUUUCUCUUUGUUUCAAAUAACAAAGACUCUUUUGCAGGCAGGCAGCACUUAUAUUUUCAAGUUGGACGUAUCUUUUCAGCUAGCAAAUCCUCAACAUCACGACCCUGGACAAUUCCUAUGUUCAAAACUUUGGGUAUUUAUCAUUCAACUGCUUCAUGCAAUAACCCGUUAUCUAGUCAUUCUGAGUGUUUUAGUCAUUGUGAGACCUCGAUCCCACCCAAAGCUUGUAUGUCAUCUAGCUUUCCCUGGAGAACUGGACUCCAGUACCAAAGUGGAAAACUUGCGGGAUCAGGUAGAUACCGGACUGAUCUUUCAGGUGCUAUAACUGGAUUUCACACAAUAUCAAUUAAUUUCAUUGGAUCUUUGAUUCCACUUCCAAAGCAAAUAGAUGGAUUCCAAAUCAGUUCUGAGAUACAUUCUCUUUAUCCUCAAAUUAAACCUCGUAUAUUUUCUUCUCCUGAUCAGUGUGUCAUUGGAUCGUGGCUGGGAGUUUCUCCUGAUAUUAGAUCUGGGGCACAGGCACAGGCUGCGCCAUAUGAAACUGAAACAGUGAUAUGGAGCCCAUUUAAUAAAGAAUUUGAUCAAACGAAAAUUUAUUAUAUUGUGGAAAAAGUUACUAUUGGUGCAGAGGAAGAAAGUUAUGAUGUAAAUCUACGGUCCCCUUUAUUAGUUAGUGAAAUCGAGUUAAAGUGUCCCAUGCUCAGUGACUGUGGGUAUCAGUACUCUUCAGCAACACCUACGGUGAAUACAUUGUUCAGUGGAGCUUGGUACUCAGCGAAAUCCCAAAUCACCUCUACAGAACCAGAUGGAAAAACGAUGUCUCCUGUAUCUAAGACAAAUCUGUUAUCCUAUACAAUUACUAUUCCUUUCUCUAAGCCUCUACCUACAAACAAUCCUUUUCUGUCUUGGGCUUAUUAUAAACCAAAUAAGAUCAUAGAAUCAAGCCACCUGUGUACAAUUAGCCUACUGAAUACACAUGAGGCCAGUGUAAUAAAACAAAAAUGGUUUGAAGUUAUAACAUGGCCUUUGUUCUAUUCUAAUAUUGUUAAACCUCUCACUUAUUCUAAAAUGAAUUUCAAGCGACAAUGGAUACAAAGCGAUUCAGACAUACCACAGCUUUGGACGUUUUCAAAAGUCAAGCCAAGGAAGUAUUUGGAUACCUUUAAAGCUGAUAAAGCAAGGCUGUGGUUGCAGAUUAAGAAUAAAGAAACAGAAUUCCAGAAACAUCCCAAAUUUCCGUUUGAGAGUCCCAGAAUUGAGAGCAGAGAAGGUAAAAUAAAAUAUUGGAUGAAGGCAAGAGGAGGUGCAAUUAUAUCAUUGGACCAAACAGAAACUUGUACAAUUGUACCACAGAACCGACCUGAUCCUAGUGCAGUCGGAUGUUGCUCUAAUUCUUAUCACACAUUGCUGAGGAUGCAACGAGAUGUUAAGACUUUUACUUAUCUUGAAAUUGAUAUGGCCAGACCAUUGGGCAGCCCCACUGGAAAUACUGAACAUUCAGAAAAGUCUAUACCAUUUACCGUUAGGUCUCGGAUGCACGCCGAGGGUGUGAAAAUCACACACUGGACAAAGUCACACACUGAAGAAAAGGUUUGGUUCCCUGUGCAAUCAAGAGGGGCCCAGCAUCCAUGUGACUCUCAAGUGAAUCAUUACUUGUCUGAGCUGCAAGAUGAAAAAAUACGACCUUGGUAUCGACCACAAGUCAAUACAGUCAAAACUGUGAUUAACACAGAGUUUCCAAUGCUGCCUUCCUGGAUCAAACAGGAAGGUGACCAAUCAGGACUCUGGACUCAAAGCCAAGACGAUUUUGCUAAAUAUUGGUUUCAAAUUCGAAUUAAAAUGAUCUCACAAGGGGCACAGCCAGUAUCUCAAACAGAACACAAAUGGGCAAUGUUGGAAACUGAAACAGAUAGACUCUGGGACCCACCUGUGGUUGACAAAUUAAGAAACUGGAUCCAUCAUGGCAUUGAUACAGUGAAGACCUUAAAUGAUUUAGAUGUUCAUAAAAUUAAACCACAGGUACACAAAGAGGCCAGGACAUUAAUAAAAUGGAGGCAGACUGACUUGCUCAAAAUAAAAACCCAGGCACCAUAUGAAGCUGACAUAGCCAUGUCAUGGAAUCAUGAUGGAAAACUAUUAGUCCACAACUGGAAGGACUUUUUGGAAGACAGAGACACAACUUGGAUAAAUUCUCAGCUCCAAGAACUGAAUGACUGGGCACCACCUAAAAUCGAUAGAUUCUCAAGGUGGACAAAGACAGACACACCACUCUCAAGCCUCUUGAUCUCGUCUGAAAUGGACACAUUUGUGCAGUCAGCCGUAAGUAAAUCCUCAAACAUAAAUCUCCUGAUAGAUUCUAUAAUUUAUGCUAUGCUAUUGUGGACCAAAAAGAAACCAGCAUCGAAGUCAAAAUGUACUCAUACUAUACUGAUUUUGUGGAUGUCAACAAAAAUGUUACCAGGAAGUCUCUGCACGCAAACCCUACGGGAUAAGUACGUGCCAUGGCUCCAGGAUGAGUCUCAAGAAACAAAUAACUGGAUGAUUUCUGAAUCUGAUUUAACGUCCUUGUGGCCUAAAACUCACUAUCCAGAAAUAAACUCAGUACCGUUUAAGGGUGAAACAUUUACAAUAUGGGACCCAGAGGAAUACCCUACACCAAAUCUAUGGAGAGAGAUUGAAGCAGAGAUAACCACUGAACUGACCCACACUGAGUCACCACUAGGAACUUCAUGUGCAUUUCAAGUUCCCAACAUGACAGUUUUUAACCAGGCUGACCCUCCGCCAAGAAUUCGUCCGCUGAGGGAGGACUAUGAUGAAAUAACAACGUGGCUCUCAUACAAAACACAACCAGUAAAUCCGUGGACUCCACCAGGUAGGAAUUUAGCCUCGGCUCCUCACUAUGAAACGUCAGUGAACAAUCUCUUCUCAGAGACAAAAUAUGAUACAGAUAUUCCAUGGUUUCACACUGAGUUUUUUACAGAAACCUCACUGACGGGGGCUGAAACUGUUUCAGGAGUGGGCGUGAAUGACGCUGAAACUGUAAAUAUGUGGACACAGACUACGGAUGCUUUGGAAAAAUUACGGACGAAGGAUAAAAUCCAAAUACCCACUUCCUUCACAGAGGGGAGAAUGGAUAGUUUCACACCAUGGAUUCAGAUGGAGUCUCCAACAUAUGAUAAAUGGACACUCCGUGUAUCCGAUAAAAUCACUUUAUUGACUCAAGCUAUGCAUCCAACAGGAUAUCAAUGGACAGAAAGCAUAGCUCCCACUGCCUCAGUUUGGCUGAAAGGCAAUCCUCUGUUAGUAAAUCUGUGGCUACAGAAAAUAUCUGACAGGGCUCUAUUGCCAUGGCCCCAGGCCGAAUACCUACCAUUAAACCUGCAACCUCCAGCUGUGACUUACACAAUCAUACCACACCUAUUUCAAGCUGAAUAUGCACCAAUCAGUCUGUGGAGAAAACCCACGUCCGAUGUCAUCAUCAUGCCAUGGAAUCAGCCUGAAUUAUUCAAUCAGAAAACAUAUCUUGAAUCUAAUACCAGAGUCCUGCCGUGGCCGGAGCCCGAACAGAUACCUGAGCACUUAUGGCUCCUACCAAUAAGUGAUACCUUUAUAUCACAGUGGCCAUGGCACGAAUCUUCUAAAAUAAAUAUGGCAUCAGCAGUAAACCCUGAUGCAUUGAUAAUGUCUAUACCACGAUGGCCAGAGAAGCACACACCUGAGGUGAAUCUAAGGUCACUACUUGUAUCUGACAGAAAGGCAGCAGCUUCGUUAUGGAGUGAAUAUUCAGCAGGAAAUGCGCUUGUAUCACCUAUGGAUGACAGAGUCACAUCUUGGUCCCAGUUUCAGGCCCUGCCAGCCUACACACAGGCGUGGACUGUAUUUGAUAUGAUGAUGCAAUCACAUACCCACAAUAAGUGUACAUUAAUAAACCAAUGGCCACACAUUUUCUCUGGUGCAAUGACAUCACCAUGGUGCUUGGAUGAUUUUCAAGCAACAAGUAUGUGGAGACAACCUGUGUCUGAUGAAUUUGUGCUAUCAAGGACACCGGUUUCAUCUCCAGAAGUAAAUCCGUGGGGCUCUGUGAUGUCUGAUGCAAUCACAGUCUCGUGCUCUGGAUCCGAAUAUUUGCUAGUAGACAGGGGGACACUCCUCAGAUAUAAUACAAUUGCACCUGCAUGGCUACAGCAGAGACUCCCACUGGAUUUAAGAAUGUCCCCCAUAUCUGAUAUAAUCACGCCACAUUGGUUACAGAAAGAAUCUACAGAUGGAAAUCUAAGGCUGUGGAGUGUGUCUGAUGCAGUGACACCGACUUGGACCCAGAUAGAAUCUCCAAUAUGGGGUCUGUGGGCGCUGCCACCUCCUAAUCCAGGGCCUCCAAAUGCAUUUCCAACAAGAAAUCUAUUGCCAAACUACUCAGCUGACAAAAUCACACAACCGUGGGAUCGCACUGAAAUUCCAUGGAUACAUCAUGCAUCCAUCACUAUUCCGCCAUUACGUCAGACUGAGUUUCGAGCUGAAAACCUUUGGACAUCGCCUUUGUCUGACACAGUGGCACCAUUAUCAACCCAUGUGGGUUCUUUGCCACUAUACCUGAGGACACUGUUACCGUCUAACUUUAUCACUGCACUGUGGACCCUCCCAGAACCUUUGCCAUCGAAACUAUGGACAUCAUCUGUAUUAAAUGGACUCAGACUGUCCUUGCCCCAGACUGAAUCUAAAAACAUAAAUGCACAGGCACUGUUUGAGGCUGACCCAUUAAUCCUGCCAUGGACUCAGUUCAAGCACAAAACACUCACUCCAUGGACAGCGAAAGCAGAUGAUAUGUUAUCACAAUGGAUGGCGUCUGAAGUUCUUUCUGUACAAUCUCAGAUUCGAUCUGCAUAUGAUCCAGAUCAGAGCCAUCUCCAAAUUCCAGCCAUCAAACAUUGGAUGCAUGCAGUGCCUGACCACGCUUUCUUAAGAAACCAAGCUUCUUCACCUGCAAUGUAUUUCUGGAAAAAACACGGCAUUGAUACAUUUAUGGAGUGGGCCACUUCACAAUUCACAAACACAAGGCGCCCGACAGAGACUCUAUCUACCAUACUCAACCAUGAUGAAAUUUCAACAACAGAUUCUUGGACAAAUUUUGAAACAAAUACUGUCUCACAAAUGUCCCAAGCUAAUUCCAGGAUCCUCAAUCUCUGGACACACAGUUUUGCCCACUGGAUGCAGUCUAAUUUUGAUGGAGUUACUCCAUGGGCUCAAACACUAUGGGCUGUAGAAAGUCCAACUAUUCAUAUGCGUAGUACAGAACCAUUGUGGAAAUUGGCUCAUAUCAAGGUAAUAAGAUCUUGGAAACAAUCCACGACAGAAAUGGCCUUACAAGUGAUAACAAAAAAGUCCACUACAGUAUAUUCCUUCACAAAAUUUAUAUUAGAUAAUGCCUUUAUUUUUGAUCAUACAGUCAGUCCAAUAGGAAGUCGACAGACACAGACUGAAGAUGAUGAAGCGAUAUGGACACAAUCCAAGUCCCUUAAAAAAUAUAUUCAGACAAAUCCUUACUCUAAAAUACUCACAAAAUGGGGACAGGGUGAAUUUUCAGAAGACAUUAUUUGGGCAGAACCUGAAGCUGGCAAAGCUAUGGUUUGGCAACAGAGCAAAUCUAAAUCUUUUAUUCCAAGGAUAGGAGAGACAGUUAAUGUAGUAAAAGCAAGGGCAGAAACUGAAUCCUCAGUCAAAACUUAUUUUGCAAAAUUAGUACCCAAUUCAUUGAGUGCACAGAUACAAGCAAACUUCCUAGCAAUGAAUGCUGAUGCACAACUUAUACAUGAUAAAUUUGUAUUGGGGACAAAUGCUAACUAUCCAUUAACAAAAAGUUGGAGAGAGGAAGGAAAUAGAGCAGUCAACACCAAGGGAAUCUCUGAAAAUCAACCUGCAACAGAAAUUGUCAACUUGUGCACAGACAUGGUGUAUCCAACAUUCAAUUCUUUGUUACAAAGAGAGAAUGUAGCAACUGUAUGGUCACGAGUUGAACCUCAACAAAUAAAAUUUCCAUGGCAGAAGACAAAAUUGUCAAACAUAAUACACUGGACACAGAGUGACUCAUUAUCAAUAUAUCCAUGCAUGAAUAAUAAAUUAUCUAAACUCAUGCCUUGGACCCUUGUUCAAUAUAUACCAGAAUAUCACUUAGCAGAUUCAAAAGCAAUACCUUGGAGUGAGACUGAGCCUUUUCUAGCACAUAUAUGGAAAGAGACCACAUUUUCAAAAGUCAUAUAUUGGACUCAAACUGAAUCCCUGUCAGUAACCCAGUCAACACAGGAUUCAGUAGUCACACCAUGGAUCCAGAGGGGAUUUCCGCAAGAAGAUAUGUGGGUAGGUUAUACUGCUCCUAAAAUCAAUCAAUUGAUUCAGGAGGACUAUGAGUUAGAAAGUUCUCCAACAGUGACUCUAUCCUCAAUAGUUUUUACUUGGACACACCCUGAACAUAUACCAUUAGUUCCAUGGACAGAGUCCAUGGAGCUUAGAUACACAACAAUAAACAAAGGGGUGUGGCCUUCAUAUAGUCCUAUUAUAUUGGCCCAUCCUGAAUCCCCAGAAGUAUUUAUGCCAACAAACUCUGUUUCUGAAACUUUCACACCACUCAAAUGGAACGACUUCCCAAUAAAAUAUCACUGGGCACAGCCUUUACCUGAUAAACUUAUACCACUGACCAGGGUUUUAUACAUACCAGAAAACCUUUGGACAGAAGUCGUAUAUUCUACAUUUGUACACAUGACAAAGUUUAUAUCUUCAUCAGAAAUUAUUCCUAUACAGCCUACUUAUUAUGCAGUCACACCAUGGGCUAAAGAUAAGGUUUCAGAAAUAAUUACCUGCACAUUGUCUGAUUAUCAUGCAUGCAUAUCAUGGAACCAAAGUAUGUAUGUAAAUUCCAUAAUAACAGAGGCUUCUAGUUCUGUACUUAAAAAGGCCCUCCAAACUCAGUCUUCUUUAGAUUUUUUGGCACCAAUAAUAACCACCAAAUUUACAAUGUGGAGACCAAGUGAACUGCCAUUAUUGGAAGCUGAGUUGAAGCCCAUAGCUUCCAUAAUUGUUGAAUGGACCCAAGCUGAGGUUUCACAAAACUUAAUAGCAGAAACUUCAAAAACAACAGACACAUCUCUGAACUCCAUUAUAUUUCCACCUAUACUGUUUUAUAUGAAGGCAGAAACUGAGAAAGGAACAUUUUUAACAGUGACUGAAAGUGAAGCUAAGAAAAUUUUGACAGUGUCUAAUAUUAAUACUUUAAUAAUUUCAGUGCAUGCUCCAACUUAUGUUAUCCAACAUUCAACACAAAUUAGGUGGACAUCUCUUUUGUGGGCACCUACAGAAACCCUAGACAGAAAUACAUGGUCUUUUUCUGAAGUGGGAUCACCCUUAUCCUGGAAGGUGCCUAUUCCUUUAGCAGCUAGUUAUGAGCUUCACCACAACCCAAAACAUUGGUUUAAAACUCAAGAUGAAAGAAUAAAACCAUGGACUCAGUCAGACUUUCAGAUAAUCGAUGUUUCCACUCUACCGAUGACUAACAAAGUAGAGUCCCAUGAUCGACAUAUAGUGGGUAUGCAUUCUGCUACUGAUAUAUUUGAUGCCUGGUCCCAGUCUAAAACAGAAAGUGUAAGAUUCUGGAAUAUUUCAAAAGACAGUACAUCAAGGCCAUGGUUCCAAAUCGAAGCUGGCAUAGACAAUAAUCAGAUGCCGCUGAAAUCUACCGCAGUGAAAGUAUGGCCUCAGGCUGAAUCAGAAGUGUUUCGACCCUGGACCCAGAAUGUAUUUAAUAUCCCACUGUCACAGGAUGAAAUAGAACCAGAAACAUACUUGAACAUGUCCAACAUUAAUGCUUGGUUCCAGUUUCAAAAAAUUUCAACAAGACAAAGAACUAAAUUUGCCCAUGAAACUGUUACUCCAUGGAUUUGGCCAGAAUGGCAAAUCACUCAUUCCUGGAAUGAACAUGAGAUAAAGGUACCAAAAACUGGGUCACAUUUUAGAACAGAUACAUCCCAAAUAUUCUUAACCUAUUCAAAGUCUGAUGAGAUUAAACUUUGGACUCAACCUGAAUCGCAGCUUGUUAGGAGGUGGACUGAAGAUGCCAUAGUCACACUUUGGUCCCUGACUAAAAAUGAUGCAAUUAAGCCAUGGUUAGGACUGGAGUAUGAAACAACACAAGCUGUGGCACAGCUAAGUGAUGGUGUAAUCGAUCCUUCCGUUCAGUGUGAGGCUUCUACUGAAACGCUACCAGUGAUUUCCUGGAUUCCUUUUGAUGCAGUACCAUACUCAGUACAGACUCAGAUGGAGUCUACAUUUCAAUCCCCGACUCAAAUCCACGCAAUUAGGCAAUGGUCACAACCAGAAUAUGAAACUACAAAAUAUUUGACACAUUCUAAUGUUGGUGUGGCCUACCCUUGGGUUCAGCAUGAGGGCUCUACUAAGACUCUAGAGAUCAUUCCCUGGACUCGUUCUGAUACACUAAUAUACCCAUUACAGACUCAAAUCGACUAUGAAUUUCAGUCCCCGACUCAAGCCUAUUCAAUUAGGCAAUGGUCAUACCCGAAAUAUGAAAUUACAAAAUAUUUGGCACAUCCUAAUGUUCCUAUAAUCAAACCUUGGAUUCAGCAUGAGGACUCUACCAAAACUCAAGGAAUCAUUCCCUGGACUCAUUCUGAUAUGGUAAUAUCAUACCCAUUACAGACUCAAAUGGACUCUACAUUUCAGUCCCUGACUCAAAUUUAUGCAGCUAAGCAAUGGUCACAACCGAAAUAUGAAACUACAGAAUCUUGGAGACAGCCAGGUGUUGGUAUGGCCUACCCUUGGAUUACGCAUCAAGGUUCUACUGAAACUCUAGAAAUCUUUUCAUGGGCUCCUUCCAAUACAGUGAUAUCCUCACUACAGACUCAGAUAGAUUCCACACUUCAUUAUCUACCUCAAAAUUAUGCCAUCGGACAAUGGUCACAACCAGAUUACAAAACUACAAGAUCAACACAAACUAAUGGUCACGAAAUCAGCCCUUUGAUUCAGCCUCAAGGUUCCACUGCAACCCUAAAAAUAGUUUUCUGGACUCACUCCGAUACACUAUCAUACUCAAUACAGACUCUAAUGGAUUCAUUUAGGUUUUGGAACCAGUUUCAACCAAAAACACCCCAAAUUUGGGCCCCAACUGCAGAACAAGCUAGAGAAACACCAGUUUUGACUGGAAUUGGUACAGUAACAUCACCCUUUCACUUUCAAGAGACGCUUUCAAGGGAGAAACCUACCCUGAUGCCUCCACCUCAACUUGGCCCUCAAGAUAAGCACUUAAUGGAACCACUGUCUUUUAAGGAAUCGAUACUUAAUGUUUCCUUGUCGGGAUGUCACCUUAGUAUGGUAUGGAAAGAUAAUCUUCAAGCUCUAUGGCUCUACAAAACAGCAGUUCUUUCUCAUGAAACCACAGAAUGUGGUUUACGCCCUGGCCUUGUCCCCCACUGUCCCAACUGCUGGGAAGCUGAAAUAGGUGAAUUUCCUUGGAUGGUUUCUGUGCAACUUUCUUACUCCCACUUCUGUGCAGGCUCCAUACUUAAUGAAAAGUGGAUCCUUACGUCUGCUCGAUGUGCCAAUUUUGUAAAACGGUCAGAAGCUCUGGCUUUAGUCCAAGUGGGGCUGGUUGAUCUUCAGGACGCUACACAGGGUGAAAUCGUAGGGAUUCACCGUUCCAUGCCAUAUUUAGGUUCCAGUGGACCAUUGGGACCUGGCCUGCUCUUGUUGAAGGAGCCCCUACAGUUUCAACCUUGGGUGCUUCCUAUUUGCUUGGUGGAGAGUCUGGAUCAGGAGAGACAUAUCCAGCUGUAUGACUGCUGGCUACCCAGUUGGUCCCUUAUGAGGGGAAGUCCUGGUAUCCUGCAAAAAAGGCACCUGAGCAUCAUGCAAAUCAGCCCUUGUGACAAAUUUUGGCCUCAACUGAAUGAGUUCACUUUCUGUGUAGAAGCCAAGAAAGCUAUGGGGGAAUCUGGCUGCAAGGGUGAUCUUGGGGCACCUUUGGUCUGUCAUCUGCAACAUAAAGACACGUGGGUGCAGAUGGGGAUUUUAAUUCACUUUGAUGAACAGUGCAAAAAGCCCUAUGUCUUCAGCCACGUUAGUCCUUUCAUUUCCUGGCUCCAGAGAGUCACACAGCCCAGCCACGCCCCCUGGUCCAAUCAAGAACCUGUGACUAUUUCAGUUUCUAAUUCCGUGACAGUCUUUACCAAUAGAAAAGUCUCAAAAUUUACAGCUUCAGUUGAAUCUACUCCACACUUCAUCUCUCUGUCAGAGCCUCAGGCUUUAGGGGAUCAUAUUUCUCUGCAAUAUACGAUGCCAUGGCAGGCUCUGAUCUCCAGCUGUGGCAAUCAGAUCUGCAGUGGCUCCAUGAUUAAUAGCUACUGGGUUCUCACCGCUGCCCACUGUGUCAGGCACAUGAAUCCCAAAGACACUGUUGUGAUACUGGGCUUUCGGAAUCCUGGGACAACUCUGAAAAUUGUUAAGGUGACUUCUAUUUUACUGAAUGAAGAAUUCCGGUUAUCAAAUCAGGGUGUGAGAAAUGACCUAGCUCUUGUGAGAAUUCAAGAAGGCCAGGGUUCUGUUCCCAUAGUGGCGCCUUUGGGCAAUAUUAGGAAUCUAAACACCUCAGAAUGCUGGCUGUCUGGACCUCAGAUUGUCAACCCAGGGGAUAUACUUGAAAACCCAGAAGUUCUACAGAUACAAUUGAUGGGAGCUUCCAACUGUGCCUAUCUCUACCCAGACAUAGGGGGUUCUACUGUUUGCUAUGCUUCACAGGCCAGGGGACCUGAAAUAAAUAUGGAGUCAGUGAGUCCUGGAAGCACUGUUAUGUGCAGGCCGAUAUCUGGCAAUGGCAAAUGGAUACAAAUAGGUCUCACCAGUCUCAAACAUUUAGCUACUAUAGUGAGCCCACACUUUUCCUGGAUCUUGUCAUCCACAGCAAAGGCAGGUUAUCCCUUAAACCCGGAUUUCAAUCCUUGGGUAGAAAACCCGAAAUCCUCUAGUCUUGUUAGACGUCCAACCACACCGCUAUUUUACUUUGGAAUGACUCUUGCAGUGAUGAGGAUGUUUAUUUUGUAGUUAAUUAAAUACAUUAUGCAAGUCUGUUGAACUGUAAAUAGGAAAUCAGGAAAAAAAAUCAAUGAAAUACUGUUAUUCUCUGUAGCUUCUCCUUACAUAUUGUUUUAAUAAACAGGAUUUUCCUCAACAUUGGCUACUUUAUAUUUCUACUUGAGUUAUGUACACUCUUUGGAAUCUCAGGGUUGUUUUGAUUUGCAUUUCCCUGAUGACUAAGGAUGUUAAGCAUUUCUUUAGGUGAUUCUCAGCCAUUCAGUAUUCCUCAGCUGAGAAUGUUUUGUUUAGGUCUGUACCCCAAUUUUUAAUAGGGUUAUUUGUCUCCCUGCAGUCUAACUUCUUGAGUUCUUUGUAUAUAUUGAAUAUUAGCCCUCUCUCAGAUGUAGGAUUGGCAAAGAUCUUUCCCCAAUCUGUUGGUUGCCAUUUUAUCCUAACAGCAGUGUCCUUUGCCUUACAGAAGCUUUGCAGUUUUCUGAGGUCCCAUUUGUUGAUUCUUGAUCUUAGAGCAUAAGCCAUUGGUGUUUUGUUCAGGAAAUUUUCCCUAGUGCCCAUGUGUUCGAGAUGCUUCCCCACAUUUUCUUCCAUUACUUUGAGUGUAUCUGGUUUGAUGUGGAGGUCCUUGAUCCACUUGGGCUUAAGCUUUGUACAGGGUGAUAAGCAUGGAUCGAUCUGCAUUCUUCUACAUGUUGCCCUCCAGUUGAACCAGCACCAUUUGCUGAAAAUGCUAUUUUUUUCCCAUUGGAUGAUUUUGGCUCCUUUGUCAAAAAUCAAGUAACCAUAGGUGUGUGGGUUCAUUUCUGGGUCUUCAAUUCUAUUCCACUCUUCUAUCUGUCUGUCUCUGUACCAAUACCAUGCAGUUUUUAUCACUAUUGCUCUGUAAUACUGCUUGAAGUCACAGAUGGUGAUUCUUCCUGAAUAAUUCUAUUUUUUUUUCUCUUUUUUUCGGAGCUGGGGACUGAACCCAGGGCCUUGCGCUUGCUAGGCAAGUGCUCUACCACUGAGCUAAAUCCCCAACCCCAAUUCUAUUAUUUUUAAAAUAUUUUUUAUUUUUAUUUGUUUGAAUAAGUAUAUACAUGUGUACAAUCUUGGGUCGCACAUGGCAUUACAAAGGCAAUGGAUUCCAUUGACGAUACUCUCAAUUGUGGGAUGCAUAACAGAUAAUGAGAACCAACUGUAAAUCAUAUGCAAGAACAGUGAACAUUCUAACCACUGUGCUGCUUGGAUCCCCUGUCUCAUAAUGACUUGUGCAUAUUGAAAUGUCCACAUAAGAACUGGUGUCCAUGAAGAUGAGAGUACUGAAUGUCUUAACACGCAGAGAUUAUAGGUAUUUAUAAGUAACUGUGAGGGCAGGAAAAGAGCAGCAAGCAAUCUUAAGCACUGUAUUAUCAUUCUCUAUUUUCUAACUUUUAAUGUUAAACAAUUCCAAAAUCAUAUUUAAUAUGAAAAAUAUACAAUGGUUUGGUUUAGCAUCAUUUUAUUCUUUAAAAGCCAGUGAAAUUUACCUCAUAGUGAAAUGUGCUACUUAACAUCAAAUGUGUAUUUUCUCCUCUUCCUGGCUAUACAUUCUUGUUCAUAUGUAAGAAAUAAUUCAUUAUCAUUUAAAUUGGAAUAAAUAAAAUGUUUAUUCUACAAACAAUAUUGUUUUUAACAAAUGGACCUCAAGACCAGCACAUACGCCAAGGUAGAAGUACUGUCUCCCACCCUUCAGUACAAUGACAACAAGAAAUGUAGAAACUCAUACUAUGGGCCUUCAGAAGAGUUUUCAUCGCAGGUCAUAGUCAAUGUUUCCCUCUGUCCAGAACCCUAACAGGCAUCACUUCAGCAUCAGUGUGGAGACUCUCAAUACCCCCUCAAUGCUACAGUAGAGUUCACAUCCCAUCUUGCAGACCAUGUCUUAUCUCUUCUGAAGGAAAAACACAGUGUUUUAUUGCUGUGGUCCCUGGGUGGGGCCCCAAGGACAGCAAAGGAAAUUUCCAUGCCAUUUUAGUAGUGCAAGAGCCUGUGUCCCCUGCAAAUCAAAUGACACAGGACAGAGAAACCUAGCAAAUUAGUGAGCCUAAGACUGGGCCAAGAACAGGGAAGCAAAUGCUUCCUCUUAUCCACGUGAGAGUGGUCUCAGAUGCUGGCAGCUUGGCACCUCCUCCUGUGAACAGGAGAUGCUUGAUGACUGCAGAGUCCAGGUAUCUUUCUCAUCGAUUCAAAGGCUACAUAAAAUGCUGGCUUCUGUAAAAUACGUUAGAUUUGGACCUCGAUGCUGGUCUCCUGAAUCUCUUUCCUGGGUUUGUGACUCUACACCCUUCACCCAUUACUGGAUCCAGAUUCUCGCAGCUGGUAUCAUGAAGAUGAGCCAUUGAGAAGUGCAAAGUCAGUGAACCUCUCCAAUAUGGGUGACAGCCCCCCUCAGAUGGAGCUCAGAGUUCUCAGAGGGGGACUCUGGAAAUCAGGCUGAUGAAUGUUUCUACUAAACAACGUAAUCUCAUUGAUGGUAAAAAUAUGGUGAGGUCACACGCCUCUGCCCUUGGCUUCUGGAGAAGCAUGUUUGAGAUAAGAUGUUUGGGAGACAGAGAGCUCCCAGGCCAAGAGAAAGGAGUUUGAAGAUGAACUCCCACCCUGUUUUUCUUUGUUGCAGCAUCAGUGCUCGGCUACCUCAGAGGUCUACACUCUGGCAGCUUGAGACCCAUUCCACUAGAAUUGAUAGAUUAAAGCCAGAGAUGAGCUGUUCCUUGCCACAGGUAAAUUAUACCAUAGACAAGGGAGAAGCCUUGCAGCAGCCAGACAAUCUUGUAGAUAAAAAAUAUUAGGUCCAAUGAGGGAAGUCAUUAUCCUGUUUUACAUAACCUCCCAGCUUAUGGCUCUGAUGAAAAGGUAGAAUAUUCUACCCCUUUACACUCCCAGCCUGUCUGGAAAAAUUCUCAGAGGCCUGGGUUCCCAAAAGCACCAACAUCCACUGGCCUGCCCCAUCUUGUAGCAGCCACUUGGCCAAACAUGGCUCAUCCUUCUGCUCUCGUCCUUGGGGAGGGUCAAAAAUGCUUCCCUUGUAUGAGGAGAUGCUAAAUUCUGGACCUGUAAGGAUGACAGGGAUAGCGUUUCCAUACAUGCUUUACCAAUAUUCUUUACAUCAGCAGGUCUGUGAAACUCCCUACAGCUAAAUUUUUCAUUGUUGAUAACCAAAAAACCUACAAUACAACUUUUGACCUCAUGAGAAUAGAUUCCUCAGCCAAGGUCCUUGUCAUUUUUCCCAACUUAGUAGCCCAUUCCUAUCCUGACCCUGCCCUCAGUUUCAAUUUAAUUAUACAAAUACUUAUAACUGUUAAAUAUUUUAAAUAUAUAAAUUAAUUAUCAAUUAUCUUAUACUCUUUAAUAUAAUCAUAUAUACACUUUUAAUUAACUAUUAAAAUAAGGCUUAUUUUUCUUCCUAUGCAUAUGUUUCAUAUAUUUGACAUUCAGUUUUCUCUAUGUACUUGGAGAUAUACAUACAUACAUACAUACAUACAUACAUACAUACAUACAUACAAACAAACUUGGGUCCAACUCUCAUUUAAAGAAAUAUAUAUUUACUACAACCACAAAAAUUUAAACAACAAACAUAUGUCUCUCCAUCUGGACUGCUGACCUCAGUAGGAUUUAAAUGACCCCAGGCUUUCAACCUACAAUGUGUAUUCACCAUUGUAAGAGGACCACCUGAUGUAAAGCAGUGACACAAACCUUCUUAUUCACAAUGAACAAUGUUCAUUCUUGUACCUUAAGGCCAACAAGGCAAUCAUAUCUCCCAAAUAUUUUAAAUAUAAAUUUUGUACGAUGUUUAAAAAUCCGAAAUUAUAUUCCUUAUGACAUACUGUAUAAAUUAUUUAAGUAUAAUUUAAAAGAUACUGUAUAUAAUAAAAAUUUAAACUAUAAAAAUCCAUUUAAGUUAACAAAUUAUAACAAUAUAUUAAUUGCCUAUAGAUUACUAUUGCAUGGGGUUCAAUGUAUAAUUUGAACUUUAGCAAAGUUUAUUUUACAAAUUUGGAUUUCCUUGCAUUCUGGGCAUAAAUAUUCAAAAUUCAGACAUCAUCAUGGUGGAAUCUUCCUUUGAUGUACUUUUCUACCUCUUUCGAUUACUUUUGAUUGAAAGACUCCUUUAUUGGACAUUAGAAUGACAACUCCAGGUUCUUUCUUAGGUCCAUUUGCUUGGAAAGACUUUUUCCAACCCUUCACUCUAAGGAAGUCCCUCUCUGUGUCUGUGAAGCAUGUUUCUUGUACACAGCACCAUAAUGGAUCUGACUAACAUAUCCAGUCUGUUAUCCUAUUUUUUAUUGGUAAAUUGAGCCCACUGAUAUUGGGAAAUAUUAAUAACCAAUGAUUAUUAGUUCCAAUUAUUUUAAUAUUGGAGGUAUUACUCUCCUUUCUCUGUCUCUAACUCUUUGUCUCUCUGUAUCUCUGUAUCUCUCUCUCUCUCUCUCUCUCUCUCUGUGUGUCUUUUAUUUUUGCUGGAAGAUGAUAUUUUUGUGUGUUUUUGUGGGUGUAGAGUUUCUCUUCUAGUAUUCUCUGUAGGGCUAGAGUAGUAUAAAGAUAUUUUGUAAAUUUGGUUUUGUCAUGGAAUAUCUUGGUUUCUCCAUCUAUGUUAAUUGAGAGUUUUGCAGGAUACAGUAACCUGGGCUGGCAUUUGUGUUCUCUUACGGUCUGUAUGACAUCUGUCCAGGAUCUUCUGGCUUUCAUAGUCUUUGGCGAGAAGUCUGGUAUAAAUCUGAUAGGUCUGCCUUUGACCUUUCCUUGACCUUUUCCCCUUAAUGCUUUUAAUAUUCUUUCUUUGUGUUGUGCAUUUGGUGUUUUGACUAUUACGUGACAGGAGAAGUUUCUCUUCUGGUUCAAUCUAUUUGAAGUUCUGUAGGCUUCUUGUAUGUUUACAGGCAUCUCUUUCUUUAGGUUAGGGAAGUUUUCUUCUAUGAUUUUGUUGAAGAUAUUUACUGGCUGUUUAAGAGAAGCCAAUGAAAUAGGGACCAUCAAACCUCAGAUCUCCUAUUACAGCAAGUACUGGAUAUCCUAACACACCCAAAGAAUAAGAUUAUGUUCUUAAACCUUAUCUCAUGAAAGUUAUGAAUAGGCCUUUAAAGUGGAUAUUAAUAAUUCUUUUAAAAUAUAGGAAAACAAUCAAAUAUGUAGAGGCCCUUAAAGAAGAAACAAAUCUUUUAAAGAAACACUGGAAAUUACAAACAAACCGCCAAAGGAAUGAAUAAAACAGUCCAAGACAUACAUAUGGAAAUAGAAAAAAUAAAGAAAACACAUGUGGUGGCAACCCUACAUAUGGAAAACCCAAGAAAGAGAAUAGGAACUGCAAAUGAAAGCAUCACCAACAGAAUACAAGAGAUAGGAGAGAAAAUGUCAAGUGCAGAAGAUGCAAUAGCAGAAAUUGUGCCAAAUGAAAGUGCCAAAUGAAAAAGUUUCUAACUCAAAAUAUCUAAGAAAUUAGGGACUCUAUGAAUAGACCACCCUAAGAAUAAAAGGAAUUGAAGAUACUGAAGAUUCCCAGUACAAUGAGCUAGAAAACAUCUUCAACAAAAUCAUAGAAGAAAACUGCCCUAACCUGAAGAAAGAGAUGCCCAUAAACAUACAAGAACCUUACAAAGCAUGAAAUAGAUUUGACAAGAAAUGGAAAUAUUUUUGCCACAUAAUAACUGAAACACUAAAUAUACAGAGAAUGUUAAAAGCUGUAAGAGUAAAAAGGCACAGAAACAUGUUCUUGUGCUUGCCUUUCACCAUUGGGAUGUCUCUCCUGGUGGCUGGCCUGGGUGUGUCUUGGAUGUAAUCAGGCCUCCUGGGGUGCAGGCAACCUGUGUGGACUUGAUGAGGUGCAUCCAUCAGUGACUGCUGCAGAAGUAGUUGUUGAGCAGAAGAGGAGGAAGCUCUGACAGAGAGGGGCAUGGCCUAUGAUUACUGGACUUGCUAGGGUCCUACCAGAUGGCAGGGUUGGUGGGGUCUCACCCCGUGUCUUGAAUUAGAGCCAACCUCCUGGGAUGUUGUAGAAUUGUGGGGUGCUGUGCACUGCAUCAAUCCACGAUUGCAGGUGGAUAUGCAGAAUAAAAGGAGGGGAGAAUCACCUUAUUUUAAGCAGUAUAUUAUUAACUUGUAGUGACAAAUCAUACGACUUGCAAAUUUCAUUAAUCCAGAUAACUCAGACUUAGGAAUUAUUGUUGUUAUCCUCUUAAAAUUUUGUUUAAAAGUUCUUUUUUCUAAAUUAAUUAACACUACAGAAAACUGGUAUAAACCAAUUUUUCCAAAAAUGACAAAUCCUAUUCUUAUGUUAUUUUACAUCAUUCUUGCAUCACGUAAACAUGUUAUAUUUUGUUAGUCAUUCUACUUUUAUUGCUGGAUUCUUACUAGUUCUCACUAGCUGAAUAUGUGUAUCUUUUAUCUUCUAGGUUAUAAUUAUCAAAACUUCUAUAUAUACUCUAAAAGGAGUUUUGCACUCUGAUCUCAUGUCUCUUGCCUUGCUGAAGCUUGUCAGCAUCCUUUGUCUAAGUUCAUAUUAUUCCAAUUAUUUUGUUUCAUGAAUUUUCUCUUCUAUUUAUUUUUUAUUAUUUACAUUUUAAAUGCUGCCCCCUUUCCUGGUUUCCCUUCCAGAAACAUGCUAUCUAAUCCCUUCUCCCCUGCCUCUAUGCUCCCUCACCCACCCACCCACUUUUUCUGACUUCCCCACACCCCCAACAUCCCCCUACACUGCGGCAUCGAUUUUUUUAGAGAACCAAGGGCCUCUCCUUCCAUUAAUUCCUGACAAGGCCCACACUCUGCUCAUAUAUGACUGGAACAAUAGCUCGAUCACUGUGUACACUUGGGAUGGUGGUUUAGUCCCUGAGAGCUCUGGGGAGCUCUGGUUGGUUGGUACUGUUGUUCUUUUUUUUUUCUUUUUUUCGGAGCUGGGGACCGAACCCAGGGCCUUGUGCUUGCUAGGCAAGCGCUCUACCACUGAGCUAAAUCCCCAACCCCAGGUAUUGUUCUUAUGAGGUGGCAAACCCCUUCAUCUCCUUCAAUCCUUUCUCUAACUCCUUCAUUGGGGACCCUGUUCAUAGUUCAAUGUUCAUCCUCCUCUGUAUUUGUCAGGCUCUGGCUGAGCUUCUCAGGACACAGCUAUAUCGGACUCCUGCCAGCAAUAUUGUCUGGGUUUGGUGUCUGUUUAUAGGCUGGGUCCCCAGGUGGCGCAGUCUCUGGGUGACCUUUCCUUCAGUCUCUGCUCCAAACUUUGUCACUGUAUUUCCUUCUGUGAGUAUUUUGACCUCCCUUCAAAAAGGACUGAGGCAUCCACAUUUUGUCGUUCCUUCUUCUUGAGUUUCAUAUGAACUGUGAAUUUAUUUCUUAUAUAUUCCAAGCUUUUGGUCUAAUAUCAGCAUAUCAUUGAGUGCACACAAUGUGGGUCCUUUGUAACUGGAUAAUAUUUUCUAGUUCCAUCAUUUGCCUAUGAAUUUCAUGAAGUCAUUGUUUUUGAUAGCUGAGUAAUAUUCCAUUGUGUAGAUGUACCACAUUUUCUGUAUCGAUUUCUCUGUUGAAGGGCAUCUGGGUUCUUUCCAGCUUCUGGCUAUUAUAAAUAAGGCUGCGAUGAACAUAGUGGAGCACGUGUCUUUGUUAUAUGUUGGGGCUUCUUUUGGGUAUAUGCCCAAGAGAGGUAUAGCUGGAUCCUCAGGUAGUUCAAUGUCCAAUUUUCUGAGGAACCUCCAGACUGAUUUCCAGAAUGGUUGUGCCAGUCUACAAUCCCACCAACAAUGGAGGAGUGUUCCUCUUUCUACACAUCCUCGCCAGCAUCUGCUGUCACCUGAGUUUUUGAUCUUAGCCAUUCUGACUGGUGUGAGGUAGAAUCUCAGGGUUGUUUUGGUUUUGAUUUCCCUGAUGAGUAAGGUUGUUUCUUUAGAUGCUUCUCAGCCAUUCUAUAUUCCUCAGUGGAGACUUCAUUGUUUAGAUCUGUAGCCCAAUUUUAAAAGUGUUAUUUAAAUCUCUGCUGAUCUGCUUUUCUGCACCACAAACGUAAUGGUUGUUUCUAACCAAAGCUGUCUUACUCUUAGAAUAGUUUUGCUACUCAGGAUCCACAAACUAUUUAGAGUAGUCAUGGAAACAUAAGAAUGUUUAGUGUUCCUUCUCAGAACUGAGCAGCCAUUAACAUUUUCCCAUCCUGAGAGACAGCUUUCAGAGCCUUGAGACUUCUGGAGGACCGGUUUAAACAGCUGGCAGCUCCAGAAAGAACGUCAGCACUACUGGAUGGUGUGUCAAAUGUGCUCAUCUAAACCGAUGGUGCCCUUGAUAUACAGCAGUCACUCCGAACGCUGUGAUUUUUAUCAUUAGGAGGUGCUGCAAAGCAGGCUAAAUGGAUGAAGUGGAGCUGGGACCAGAUCGGGUCUAUAGGAUUCCAGUCGGGCUGGGAGUGAGUGGCAGGAGAAGACCUUCUCCAAGGAUUUUAAUGAAACAGCUUUUUAAAGACAAACUUAAGUUGUGUGCAUAGCUUUAUUCAUGUUGCUUUAUUUCUUCCAGUGAUUCCCAUCUCAACAUUCAUUACUACUAAGAACAUUCUUGACUCAUCUUUCAAAUGUAUAAAUUCACGUAUAACGUGCAGAGUUCUGCUGAAGCGAAGGAGUGGAUUUUCAGAUUGGCAAGCCUUCUGUGCAGCUUUAUGGUCUGGGGAUUUGGUAUAAGCUUAGCUACUAGUAGAUACUGGCGUCUGUGGGAAUUCAACAACAAGGCUUUACAACUUGUAUACAUUGGCCUGUGGGAAGCUUACUACUAUCAAGAAGUCAACAAAUCAGGUUCAAUAACCAGAGUGCCAGUGCACAGCGCUAUGAACUCCAGUUGGACCAUUUCACUUGAAAUUGAGUAUGCACGGGGCCUGAUAUUAUUAGCUAAUUUUAUGCAGCCCAUAGUCCUUAUUUUCAGUUCUGUAGCUAUUAUGGUGUGCUGGAUUAGAGCCCCAUAUCCCGAUUUCAUGAUGCUGUGCUACAACACUUCUGUCUUGUUUCUGGUUCUAAACAUCAUUUGCACAGUUUUGGCAGUGAGCUGGAACCAUGUGGUGGACCUUUAUGGAGAAAGCACACUUGAUUUCCCACCAACGUUUCCUGUUGGGAAAGAUGAUCUGCUCAGAAAGCAGAAAACCCAUGUGUUCCCACUGGGGAUGCUGACGGCUGUGCUCUCAGCAAUCAGCAUCAUUAUGUUGUUAUAUGAGAUGUGGUUAAUUAGACCAAAGACCAGAGUUAAGCCUGUGGCUGCCAUGAAACAACCUCAUCAGAAGACCUGAGCUGAGGGGUCUGUCCCAGCAGUAAUUGCCAGAAGACUCCUGGGAGAGUCUACAUAAACCUACUCCAGUUAUAUACUCAUUUAAAAUAAAACAUUCACUUGAUUAUCCUGA